CGGCAAUCAAAAAGCGUUUUUCCUUUUCCUUUCGCCUCCACCACUGAUAUUUUAUAACCACCUUUUUGUGAGGUAUUUUGGCAGUCCACGACUACUAUAUAUCCUGUCUUCAUCUUCUCCUCAUCUUCUUACUGAGGACCUUUUCUCUGCCAAAGACAAAUCUUCGAAAAUACUUAUUCGGGCUACUUCUCUUCUUCCCAUAAUCUGCAAUCCUCAACACAGUGGUGUCGCUACACCCGACAAUUUCCAACUCUGCAAUUACUCGGCACAACACCCAACCCUUUCACGCUUCGCAAGCAUAGGGAGGCUGCCACAGUCCUUCCUAUCUCUGCAACACUACUUUCCCACCCUGGCGCUCGAUCGCGAUUUUCAUUUCAACGCCUUCAAGUUGGCGGGCGUCACGAUUGCCACCAUUUCCCUCAUCCGCCCAUUGCUAGGCACGGGCAUCGCAUACAUGUUCUUCUGCGGAACCACCACUCGACCACCAUAACUGGCCCUUCGGUGCCACGGCUUUAUCCGGCCAAAAAGAGGCCGGCCAGAUUUUCACACUUGAUUCAAUAGACUAGAAAGAGACGGAAUCGAACCAGAAUUAGAUUUUUUUGGUAUUAGCGGCCAAGGCGCUGCUGUUUCUUCUAGAUCUGGCUUGGAAAGAGGAAUAGAGCACUGCACAUAGUGCGUUUGAGAACGCAAAGAACAUCCAAACCCGGUUGACUCAGACAAAAUGUCGUCUUCCGGAUCGAUUCACGACCAGGAGCGGAUGGAUAGCCGCUACAGCACACCUGCCCCGGAGCUGGAUGACCAUCGACGCCACAGAGGCUUGCCUCCAUCACAAAGCCCCAUGGCUGUCCCUUUUGUGGAAUUACAACUUUCGAGUCCACAGCCUGGUACUCUGGACCAACACAACCUAAGUGAGGUCGAUUCGGCGUUGCUCAAUACGCUCGGACAUGACAGGAACACAAUCGCUCGUGAUUUUGAGCAUGCUAUCGUCGACGACGAUAAAAGUGAUGUCGACGUUCAACCCCCGCAAAGACGAAACUCGAAUCGUGCUCGCCAGAUGACCAACAGAGACGGGCGUCCACGCAUGGUUGUCCCGAAACAUGACCGUUCCCGGGAUAGCUCCUCCUCUCGAUCAACAUCACCAGCAAACUCCAUCGAGGCUUUUGCCGAACCGCGUCGUCGUCAGCGCGCCAAUACGGCCGAGAGUGUGUCGUCAUCGCUUAUAGACAACAUUCGGCACCGGGCUGCUUCCAUUGGCACCAACACCAGACGGCCGACCCUCAGCACCAUCAGCGUUCCCGGUGGCCUAACUCAGAGAACUGAUCGCGAUUUCAAUGAUGAGGUCACCUUCCCAACCGACGAGGAACCUGGGAAAACUUACAAGAUCGACUUCGAGGAAUUGGAAGAAUUUGUGGCUCUCUGCGCACAGGGGAAGUACCAGGACGAAUAUCAACCUGAGGUCGCAGGAGACGGCCGUGUGUUUGAGGACCUCCGAAAGCAUGGAGGAUCUGGAGAGGUGCCAAAUGCUGUUCUGAACGGCGACAAUUUCUACGACAAAGCGCUUGUACACCACGGCACCAACCACAGCUCGUCCUCGGACGAGGGAUUCGACCUGAAGAAGCCCAGCCAAGUGCAGGCAUCCGACCGAUUUUUCCUUUUCACCUCCGAGUUGACUCAUGGCAAGAGUGCCGAUAAAUUAGGCGACCUUGUCUCUGAUGGCACCACCUUUAGAGACCUUUUUGACGUUGGUCCAGAUGGUGGUGUCUGGUGGCUCGAUGUACAAAAUCCUACCAAAUCCGAACUCGAGGCGCUCGCGAAAGCAUUCAAAAUUCAUCGCUUGACGCGGGAAGACAUUGAAACUCAAGAAGCUCGCGAGAAAGUCGAAUUGUUCUCGCAGUACUAUUUUGUGUGUUUUCGCUCGUUUAUCAUGGACCGCAAUCACGAAGACUUCUUGGAUCCUAUUCACAUCUACAUUGUGGUCUGCGGGGACGGUGUGCUGAGCUUCUCGUAUCAGCCAAAUCCGCAUGCACGGAAUGUCCGCAAGCGUAUCGCUAAGCUCGGUGACUUCCUGAGCCUGGGACCUGAUUACAUUUGCUAUGCGAUGAUCGAUGACAUCGUGGACACCUUUGCUCCGAUCAUCCGCGAAGCAGAGCACGAAUCCGAGAAUAUCGAAGACCAAGUGUUCAUCGCUCGCGAGGACGAUUUUCUCGCCCUACUCCGGCAGAUUGGCGAGUGCCGCAAGCGUGUGCUCAACAUGAUGCGUCUAUUGGGCGGCAAGGCCGAUGUUAUCAAGGGCUUCGCCAAGCGAUGCAAUGAGCAGUACGAAAUUACUCCACGAGGCGACAUUGGAUUGUAUCUGGGCGAUAUUCAGGAUCACGUUGUCACAAUGAUGUCCAACCUGGGUCACGUGGAGAAGAUGUUGUCUCGAUCUCAUGCCAACUACCUGGCGCAACUGAAUGUAGACAACAUCGUCAAAGGCAACAAAACGAACAAAACCUUGGCGCGGAUUACAGUCGUCGGCACAAUUCUCGUGCCGCUGAAUCUGGUGACGGGUUUGUUUGGCAUGAACGUCCAUGUGCCGGGCGAGGGUGUGGGAGGACUGCAUUGGUUCUUUGGCAUCCUCGGGGGGAUUCUCGCUUUCGUCUGUUUGUGUUUGCUGGUUGCCAGACGACUGAGAGCAAUUUGAUGAAGAGUAUUGAAGGGCAAUCUUGGGUUCCCGGAUCUCCUGUGAUUUUCUUUGUUUUGGUUUCUGUAGGUUCAGAUGGACAGUCGUGAAGGGUUUUCUCGAUUUGAGGUGGCAAUUGACAGAAAAGUUAGAAUCGUUGCACUUUGAUAUUCUCUUUUGUGGUAUAGACACAAGUCUCAAGUCCGGUAGACAUAGAUGUCUGCUUAGCAGUUGAUAUACCAAUACCAGUACUUACAACAUG
Messenger RNA from Exophiala oligosperma, 2924 nucleotides. RefSeq lists its product as uncharacterized. Gene Ontology annotation, cellular component: plasma membrane. Gene Ontology annotation, biological process: magnesium ion transmembrane transport; intracellular magnesium ion homeostasis. The record is from RefSeq and is a predicted model, not a curated record. The transcript has a single exon. Bases 722 to 2683 code for a protein of 653 amino acids. Gene Ontology annotation, molecular function: magnesium ion transmembrane transporter activity. NCBI's taxonomy places the organism in Eukaryota, Fungi, Ascomycota, Eurotiomycetes, Chaetothyriales, Herpotrichiellaceae.